AGGUGCCACCCGACCCUCCGUGGCCUCCCAGAGAACCUGCUAGCGGAUGAAUGACGUCUUUAAAACCUGCAAUGCUGCAGCCUCUGCUACUCUGUCGGAUCCACACAGCAGCCAGCAGAGCGAGAUGCCUCGCCGUCGUGGUGGAGAUGGUGAAGUUCGGCCUACUGCCCAGUGAGGAGAUGGUGAAGAUGGUCCUGAGUCGUCCCUGUCACCCCGAGGACCAGUUCACCACCAGCAUCCUGAGAUACUGGUUGUCCAAUCACGACAACACGCUGGGAGAACACAUCAAGACCCAGCUGAUCAAGAACAAUCAGAACAAAGAGACAGAGAUGAGGACUGUCUCUGGGUACCUGUUGAACAGCGGUUGUGUCUCCGUCCUCAGUCUUCGCAGAUCCAGCAGUAAACUGGCUCAGCUCACCCUGGAACAGAUCCUGGACAACCUGAGCAACUCCAAGAACAGCUGUCAGUACACACAGGCUUAUUGAUUGCUUCAGGAGGGAUUGAUAACUGAUAGCUAGUGUCUGUCACUGCCAGUUUUCACUCAGACCCCAAUCCUUUGGCUUGCAGCACGUUUAGUCACUGACAGGUGACAUCACUGCGGCGGUUUUAAGCAAUUUGUUAUGAUAGCUAAUCUCUUGGUAGGUUUUUAUAGCAGGUACCUUAAUACAGUAAUAAGCCUACUUACCUUUACUAUUUGUCUAAUACAAAACAUUUAACUCUUGCACUGUAGGUUAGAAAA
Molecule: messenger RNA, 739 nt
Organism: Micropterus dolomieu (smallmouth bass)
Lineage: Eukaryota; Metazoa; Chordata; Actinopteri; Centrarchiformes; Centrarchidae
Product: integrator complex subunit 3-like
Exons: 3
Coding region: 51-485 (144 amino acids)
Cellular component (GO): cytoplasm
Source: RefSeq, a predicted model, not a curated record